Molecule: messenger RNA, 4207 nt
Organism: Megalobrama amblycephala (Wuchang bream)
Lineage: Eukaryota; Metazoa; Chordata; Actinopteri; Cypriniformes; Xenocyprididae
Gene: syk
Product: spleen tyrosine kinase
Exons: 14
Coding region: 329-2194 (621 amino acids)
Biological process (GO): neutrophil activation involved in immune response; regulation of platelet aggregation; positive regulation of cell adhesion mediated by integrin
Cellular component (GO): cytoplasm; extrinsic component of cytoplasmic side of plasma membrane
Molecular function (GO): non-membrane spanning protein tyrosine kinase activity; ATP binding; signaling receptor binding
Source: RefSeq, a predicted model, not a curated record
UUCUCAAAAUGAGGAAGUUUACAAAUAGUUCCAUUUACUUACUGAAGCAAAAAGGUUUGUGUUAGUUCAAUAACAGCAACACAAAGGUGACAGAAAAACUUGCAUUUUAGUACAUAAGUGUACGCUUACAGUUUCUCUUAGAACUAGUGUUCCUGAAUUGGUAGCUUCUUUUGAACUAUCCACUGAGUUUUUGGUCAUACCACAUCCUGUUCAGUUAGACAGCAAUUUGAACAUGGUAUGUAGUCCUUGUCCAAAGUGAGGGGAGUUGAACACUUUGUAAGGUCAUUAGCGAUCCUCUAAGCUUUCCCAGAAGAAAGAUUGAGCAGAUAUGGCAGACAAGGUGCAGCUGCUGCCGUACUUCUUCGGCAACAUCACUCGAGAGGAGGCCGAGGAGUACCUGAGACACGGAGGAGCAGGAGAUGGCCUUUACCUGCUGCGCCAGAGCCGCAGUUUCCUCGGCGGCUACGCCUUGUCAGUGUCCUAUGGCCGCCAGUUCUACCACUACACCAUCGAGAGAGAGAUGAAUGAUAUGUACGCCAUCGCAGGAGGCAAGUCACACAGAACCCCGAUAGAUGUGAUUGACUAUCACUCACAGGAGUCUGAUGGGCUCAUCUGCCUGCUGAAGAAGCCCUUUCCCCGGCCACGUGGCACAGAACCUAAAGUCGGACCCUUUGAAGACCUGAAAGAGCAGCUCAUCCGGCAGUAUGUCAAACAAACUUGGAAUUUACAGGGUUCGGCCCUAGAACAGGCUAUCAUCAGCCAGAGGCCUCAGCUGGAGAAACUCAUCUCUACAACAGCACACGAGAAGAUGCCGUGGUUCCAUGGCAAGAUUGACCGUGAGGACUCGGAGCUGCGCUUGCUCAGGAGCCCACACGUCAACGGCAAAUUUCUAAUUAGACAAAGAGAAAACAAUGGCAGAAACGUGUCCUAUGCACUGUGUCUCCUGCAUAAUAACCAAGUCAUGCACUAUCGUAUUGAUAAGGACAGGGCUGGAAAACUCUCCAUUCCUGAUGGGAAGAAGUUCGACACACUUUGGCAGCUGGUAGAACACUAUUCGUACAAGCCUGACGGCCUGCUUCGAGUGCUUACCGAGUCCUGCCCAAGACCAUCACAUCAUUCAGUGAGUAUGAAACCACUGAAGUUCAAGAGGCAUUUAGAAACCAUGCAAGGUGCCACAGGUGGGAUUCUCUCCAGAAUCAAAUCAUACUCCUUCCCCAAACCUGGGCAAAAAAAGGGUCUUGAAAAUCCCUAUAACUUUAGAUCAAACGGCAGAGGUGAACUUCCUAAUCCUAAUAUCUUCGGCACAGAGGCUAUGCCAAUGGACACGCAGGUGUAUGAAAGUCCAUAUGCAGAUCCUGAAGAGCUGCGAUCAACUACAGUUAACCGGAGCGACCUGACUCUGGAAGACGGAGAGUUGGGCUCAGGCAACUUUGGCACUGUCCUAAGAGGUGUCUACCAAAUGAAAAAGACACAGAAGGUUGUUGCUGUGAAGAUACUGAAGAAUGAUGAUGAUAAUGCAGCGGUAAAGGAGGAGAUGCUGCGAGAAGCUAACGUCAUGCAGCAGCUGGAUAAUCCUUACAUUGUUCGCAUGAUUGGCAUCUGUGAAGCUGAGAACCUCAUGCUGGUUAUGGAGCUUGCUGAGCUGGGGCCGCUGCACAAGUUCCUGCAGAAGAACAAACACAUCUCUAUGAAGAACAUCACAGAGCUGGUUCAUCAGGUCUCUAUGGGAAUGAAAUAUCUGGAAGAGCACAACUUUGUUCACAGAGAUCUUGCUGCCAGGAACGUGCUUUUAGUCACUCAGCACUAUGCCAAGAUCAGCGACUUUGGACUCUCUAAAGCCCUGACAGAAGAUGAGAACUAUUACAAGGCCAAAGGUCAUGGUAAAUGGCCGGUGAAAUGGUAUGCUCCUGAGUGCAUGAACUACUUCAAGUUCUCUUCUAAGAGUGACGUGUGGAGCUUUGGAGUCCUGAUGUGGGAAGCCUAUUCAUAUGGACAGAAACCAUACAAGGGCAUGAAAGGAAAUGAAGUCAUCCAGAUGAUUGAGAGCGGACAGAGAAUGUCGUCGCCCCUCGACUGCCCGAGUGAGAUGUACAACCUCAUGUUGAAAUGUUGGACAUACAAGCCAGAUGAGAGACCUGGAUUUUCUGUAGUUGAACCCAGAUUGCGGCAUUACUACUAUGACAUAUCUCAGUGAUGACAUCACCAAGACCACAUGCAAAAUUAUACAGUAUGGUAUUGGAAAACAAUCGGUUGAAUAAGGUGGUAUAAGCAUGAUUUGUAUUGACUAUUUUUUUCAUGAUACUAUUUUGUUAAUUUUUUUUUUUCCUUUCAUCAAUGGUAUACAUUCUAAUUAGAUCAUUGACAGCAUUUCAUCUUUACUCAUUUUAAGCAAUAACUUGUAUCAUAGUGUGUACAAAUUGGCUUAAUAAGCUGAAAGUGCUUAUUAAAUGGUUGGUUUUGCUUCUAAAUACAUGUUUAGAAAGUCACAGAAGUGUUCUGUAUUUGAAGCCAAGUCAGUAUUUCUUGUUAAUAGGGGAGAGUGGGGUAAGAUGAGUCAGUAAGUAAGUGAACCCACUCCCUGUAUCUUGGCAACCAUACAUUUUUAUUGCCGUAUGACCACAUAUUUUGAAACCACCCAUCAUUUCUGCCAGACUCUGAAAUGAGAAGCUCAUGGGACACAUGGAAGGCACCCGUUUACUUUAAAACUGUUUUUGGCUUGUCAACAUAAAAUUUUAGCAUAACAGAUGUAAUGGCUGUUACAUCAAAUCAAAUUUGUCUGGGUCUAAAAAUAUUUGUGCAUAUUGGUGAAUGAGCAAUGUAUAAAACCAUGCAAAUCAUUUAGCUACAUAUUAGCGUGAAUUGGUAAGCUAGCUAGUUUUUUUCCUAAAUAGCAGCUAUGGAGCAAAGUGAGCCAAAUGCUGUGGGGUAAACUUAGCCAGCAUUUUAACUUACCCCACCAUAAGGCACUGAAGUUAAGUUAAAUUUCUGAAUUAUAAACUAGUAUAUUUUCACUGUAACAUUCUGCAACUGCCAUGUCAAGAACCUUUUGACUAAUAUGGUUAUUAGUUUCAGUGACAUUUAUUCAUUCAUUCUAGUUUAGUUUUUUGUUUAAUUUUACUCAACAAACUCUCUGUUUAUGGGAAGGUUACAGCUUUGGUGUUCAACACAUUGUUUCAGAAAUGCAAAUAAUUAAAGAUACUGAAAUUUCAAUUUCAUUUGGUUGGUUUUAUGUUUAAGUUAGCUUUAAGAAAAGAAAUAUGAUUAUCUGUAAAAGGACAUUUGACUCGGAUCAACUUACCCCUAACGUGGGAUAAAUUGAGCCACAGGAACACUUUUUUUAUAAGAAGCUAUAUUUUUAGAACCCUUUCUCAUAGAUGUAUUCUGAUCAUUUAAAAUGAUAGGAAACGUCCUGAAAUUACUUUAGAUACUUUCAUUGUACUUCUGCCUAAUUUUCCCUUAUCUUGAUGACCACACAAGUAAAAAAAAUGGCUCAUCAUACCCCACUCUCUCCUACACAUCAGAUGUCACAGCAAUAACGAUCAAUACGAGGAUGACUAGACCAGAGAAAGACAUGUUUACAUUAUUCUCAUUUUUUCCCACCCUUUCUGUUUUGUACACAUUUAAGGUCCCGAUAUACUCAAAGCAAAGUUCUUUUUUGUGCUCUUUAGGGAAAAAAGAAAUUGAAAAUACGUGAACAGCGAUAUACUGUUAGCGAACAUCCUGGUGCUACUGAUUUUUAGAUGAAUAUCUUCAUAUGUGCUGCGCGCUUUCCUUUCAAUUAAAUAAACACAUAACAAAAAUGACAGUGAUGAGAAAACAGUAAAGAAAGCAUCUGAUCAUAGCGAUGUCGAUGUUUGCACAAGCUCUGCAAUUCGGCACUCCAGUAGUCACGUCAUGUUUAUUUAUUUACUUUGAACUCUGUUUUGGCCUGAUUUUGUUCAAAAUGAUGUCACGCCAGUUCUUCGAUUUUGCUUGAAGUAUAUUGGGGCCUUUACUGGGUUUCUGUCUUUAUCUAAUUGCCAAAUGCUACAUUUUUAAUCUACAUUUAUGUUUAAAAGGUUCAAAAUGUUAAAGUGUUAAAACAAAAAAGUCAUUCAUUCUGUGUACAGCGUUUACUUCACACCAUCAGAUACAAUGUAAGCAUAUUUUGCAUGUCAUUACCUGUGUGACAGUCUAAGCAAUUAAAAUGCAACCAGUAAUCUUUUAA